Messenger RNA from Alternaria burnsii, 306 nucleotides. RefSeq lists its product as uncharacterized. The record is from RefSeq and is a predicted model, not a curated record. Bases 1 to 306 code for a protein of 101 amino acids. NCBI's taxonomy places the organism in Eukaryota, Fungi, Ascomycota, Dothideomycetes, Pleosporales, Pleosporaceae. The transcript is spliced from 2 exons.
AUGGCCUCCAUGUCAGUCGCCACUGCCAAUCCCGAGUUCGACCUCGUCCCACUGGGAAGUUCGUACGAAAACCACACCACACGCAGAAUGAUAGUCGAUCGUGGAGAAGGCAACCAGGGUGCGGCAUUUCGUAGAUAUGCUGCAAGUGUAUCGCAUGUCGAUGCCGUUUCCACUGUCCACGUUGCCAUUAACAACAGCUACGCGUCUGAAAAGGGCGCCCUCCCUGCCGUAGAUCGACGAGCAGUGGAGUUAGCAAGAGCAAGUUGGCCUUGGACAGGUACACAGAAGGAGCCACUGGAAAGAUGA